This is a messenger RNA of Strongylus vulgaris, 381 nucleotides long. The record is from the annotation of a GenBank genome assembly. NCBI's taxonomy places the organism in Eukaryota, Metazoa, Nematoda, Chromadorea, Rhabditida, Strongylidae.
AUGACGCAAUUAUUCCAGGUGAAUAACCCCCGCUGUGCAUGCAAUCACGCCUAUAAGCACUGUUGUGGCCACUAUGUUCAGGUUGUGUGGGCUAAGACAAACCUGGUCGGCUGCGGUUUCGCCAGAUGCCGCGACGUGCAAGGACUCUGGGGUCGAGGGCAUCGCAAUGUCUUCGUCUGUCACUACAAUCCUCAGGGAAACACGGUAUUCGUCACUGGAUCAGGACAGCUUUAUGCGGUACCGGCCUUCACUUGGGCUACCGGCAACAAGGGUCGUUGCUCAGAUUGUCCUUCGUCGGCCCCGGCCUGCUUUCAAGGACUCUGCUAUAUGCCUGCUGAACAACAGUACAGUCAAACAAAUGUGACAGAACCGAGCACGUGA